UCAGGAGCAUGGCGGACGGUCCAGAGGCGGAUGUUGACGAGCCGCCCAGUAUCAACUUCCCUCCGCUCAUCACUGUGUCUGAUCUGCCCAGUGCCACUGCUGCAGGCCGUAACCUUAAGGAAUGGCUCCAGGAGCAGUUCUGCGACAAACCUCUGGAGCAGGAUGACAUGCAGCUGCACAACGCAGCCUACGUCGGAGAUCUGGAAACCCUGAGGAACCUUCUGCAGGAAGACAGCUUCAGACGGCGUAUCAAUGAGAAGUCUGUUUGGUGUUGUGGCUGUCUGCCCUGCACCCCUCUGAGGAUCGCAGCCACAGCAGGACACGCUGCCAGCCUGGCCUAUCUGAUCGCCCAGGGAGCCGAGGUGGACCUAGUGGAUGUAAAAGGUCAAACCGCCCUGUACGUAGCCGUGGUGAACGGUCACCUGGACUGUGUCAGGAUCCUCCUCGAAGCCCGAGCCGAUCCCAACGGAAGUCGGCACCACCGCAGCACGCCGCUGUACCACGCUGCGCGGGUAGGAAGGCUGGACAUACUGCAGGAGCUCAUCAGGUUCAAGGCUGAUGUAGACAUCGACCACCAGCUGGGUCCCCGGCUCCUCUUAAGUGCUCACACCCUCAACACUCUGGUGGCGUGUCCUCUCUACAUCAGCGCUGCCUACCACCACCUCCACUGUUUCCGGUUGCUGCUUCAGGCCGGCGCUCAGCCUGAUUUCAACUACACGGGGCCCGUCUGCCAAGAGGCUCUGACCCGUGGCCUUGCCUCCUGCCUGCUGGACGCUGUACUGCGACACGGAUGCGAGGUGGACUUCAUCCACCUGCUGCUGGACCACGGGGCCAACCCGGCCUUUGUGCCCUGGGAGGGCUUAGAGCUGGAGGCUCCUAAUCGGAGGAAGGUGGAUCCGGAGGCGCUAAGGGUCUUCCUGGAGGCGAGGAGAUGCCCUCGCAGGCUGACGCACCUGUGUCGCAUCAAGAUCCGCAGAGCGAUGGGUAAAAAUCGCCUCAGCCACAUACACUCGUUACCACUACCACAACCCAUCAAGAACUUCCUGCUUCACCAAAACUGACAACUAUCCACCUUCUCUUCUUUUAUAAAGCUCUUCCAACUCAACCCAACUUGCUCAUUGCUUAUUAUUUUCUGAUAGUAAACGGUUAAUCAUUUUAUUUUUCAAACAAUUUGAAGUUACCAGUCAUGUAAUAGUCUUAUCUUCCUAUUAUUAUAUUAAUUUAUUGAUAUAUUCUUAACUUAUCAGAGAAGCCUUGGUAUGUCCUGAGUGUGUGUGUAUCCUAAGUGUAACAGCCAUUGUGAAAAUGUCACUUGAUGUGAAGCAAAGACUUAAACAUGCCAUGUGCUGAAUGUCCCGUUCAGAGGCAGAGGAACGUUACCCAGAUCCAGCUCCUUGAAAUGCUCAUUUAUCUCUUAAACUAUAUAAUAUAAUAAUAAUAUAUAAGAUUAGUAGCCCUGUAGAUUAGAUUGGAUUUUUGUAUUCUAAUUCUGCUUUCUUUCGAUGCAUUAAGCACUUUAAUUCGUUUUUAUGUGUUUACAUUUGGUGAUAGAUAAUCUUUUUAGCCGUAUACCUUAAUAUUGACUUCUGGAAAAUGGCCAUAAGGAUUGAUCAGACCAGAAAUACUAAAGGUAAAAUUGUAGAUUUUUAAGUAAGAAAAAUGACCAGAAGAUCUAAAUGAGCAAUUUUAAAGACCUGGAUCUUAACUGAAAACACUGCUAGCAGGGUAACAAUUCACACUUUGGGUUUAAUUACUAAUAUACGUGUUACCAUCAUGUA
Messenger RNA from Cottoperca gobio, 1778 nucleotides. RefSeq names its product ankyrin repeat and SOCS box containing 1 (gene asb1). Gene Ontology annotation, biological process: intracellular signal transduction. The record is from RefSeq and is a predicted model, not a curated record. Gene Ontology annotation, molecular function: protein binding. The coding region runs from base 9 to 1061 and encodes 350 amino acids. Lineage: Eukaryota; Metazoa; Chordata; Actinopteri; Perciformes; Bovichtidae. The transcript is spliced from 5 exons.